Molecule: messenger RNA, 1351 nt
Organism: Coccomyxa subellipsoidea C-169
Lineage: Eukaryota; Viridiplantae; Chlorophyta; Trebouxiophyceae; Coccomyxaceae
Exons: 8
Coding region: 1-1185 (394 amino acids)
Source: RefSeq, a predicted model, not a curated record
AUGCCUGCUCUUCGUGAUGAGGACAGCACCUUGGUGUUGUACACUUUUUCUGAUACUGAUCCGGAGUAUCUCCACAAUCUGGAGUACUUCAUUCAGUACGGACUUGGUGGCAAAGAUGUUGAAUACAUCUUCAUUGUACAGCAGACAAGGACUUCAAAAUCUUUGAGCUUGCCUGCUCUUCCUGAAAAUGCAAGAUACAUUGAGCAUGAAAAUGAAUGCUACGACUGGGGGACCAUAGGAUGGGCACUGCAAACAGGAAAAGUAGACCCACAGGGUUACAAAUUCUUGAUUCUCAUGAAUUCGUCGGUUCGUGGGCCUUUCCUGCCUUCCUAUCAUAGCGCCGAUAUUCACUGGACUAGAUUGUAUACGCAACGCAUAGAUCAGAACGUGAAGCUCGUUGGCAGCACCAUAAGUUGUCAGCCUAUAUACUGGAAUUCAGAUACUGCAAACGAGAUGCGGAGAAACCCACAUGUGCAGAGCUACAUAGUGGCAAUGGAUCAGGCAAGUCCUUCUUUUGAAAGAUAUGUUGGUCUGCACUUACUCCAAAGCGAACGCACGAUCUUCCAAUGCUAUAAAAGAUUGCAUGAUGUUGUUUGGUUCUCUGAAGUCGGGGCGAGCCGAGCCGUUCUCAAAGCAGGAUACAGCAUUGAUGCUCUCAUGAAUAAGUAUACAGGCGUUGAUUGGCGCAAUGAGACCAACUGGGACUGCAACGCUGGGCAAAACCCUUAUGACGAUUUUGCUUACGAUGGCUUGAUGAUAAACCCCCUUGAAGUCCUCUUUGUGAAGAUAAAGAGCUACCAAUUAGAGAGCAACUGGAUAACCUCGAAGAUGGCAAUAACAUACGAGAGAUGGCAUCGUGAUCAGGGACAUCAUGCAUCCAUGAAUCUCCAUGAGUUCGACAAGGGCAAAUUUUCAUAUUUUUUGAGCAAGGGUAUUGCUAUGAGCAUGAGAGGCAGCGAUUGCUUCGAUUUGGCAUACUACCAAAGAGCAAAUACCGACAUGCCGACUGUAAAUGCUACCUGGCAGCACUUUAUAUCCUAUGGCCAAUUUGAAGGCAGGCCUUUCAGGUUCACGUGCGCUGAGGAAUACUCUCGACCAUCCCCAAAUAUAAUCCAAAAAGCAGCCGAAAUUGCUCGGCACUCCAUGCACUCCUCCUUUCACUGGCAGUUGCUUGAACAGCAUUGAAUGCAGUGUCGUCGAUGUUAACGCUCAAAGUUGGGGAUGAUCAUAAUCACACGCAAGUCGCCCUCGCUUACUAAGUGCUCCCGGCUGGCGGGGGGCGGUACAAAUACUGAACACCGUGCCCACGGUUGAUUGGGUCUUGCUUGCCAAGCAUCCAAGAAUCCAGUGG